Molecule: messenger RNA, 1777 nt
Organism: Malaya genurostris
Lineage: Eukaryota; Metazoa; Arthropoda; Insecta; Diptera; Culicidae
Product: transcription factor grauzone-like
Exons: 4
Coding region: 173-1711 (512 amino acids)
Cellular component (GO): nucleus
Molecular function (GO): zinc ion binding
Source: RefSeq, a predicted model, not a curated record
GUCAAAAGUUUAUGUACAAAUUGAUUCACAAAAAUGCAUUUGUGAUUAGGUACAACUUAUUGUCUGAAGCAUUUAUUAAUUCUACAAUUUUCAAUACUUCAAACUAACUAUACUUUAAGACACUGUGUGCAAUUGUUCCGCGAAACAGUAAAUAAACUGAAGAAAUAUUCAAAUGUCCCUAUCUACCGUAUGUUUCACAUGUGCGGAGUCUAUGCAGCAGAACGCUGCCAUCGCGAUACGCGACAACGAAAAAGUUCAGGAUGCUUUAGCUAAACAUUUUUGGUUUACUGCAGACGAAACUCAAGCGGCUGUUUUGUGUCAACAGUGCUGGAGUAAGAUCGAUGAAUUCCAUAAGUUCUACAGUGAGGUAGAGCGAGUACAUGUACGCCAAUUACAACCGAUUCAAUGGUUAAAUGUAAAGAUCGAACCGUCAGAGCAAGUUAGUGCUUCUGCAGAGACCUACGAACAUAAUUUACAAAAUUCACCAGAAACUGCUGACACGAAGACUUGCAUGAAAAUAGAAACCGAUUUGGAUAUAAGCGAUGACCAGCAUGGUGAUUAUAAUGAAGAUGAUGAUGAUUAUGAUGCAAUGCCGGCCUACAGCGACAACGAAGGAAGCACAAAUAUCAACGAUGUUUCUGAUUCGAACGAAACCAUUCAGAAAAGAAAGAAACCUGCCCGCAUUAGGAAACGACCGCCACAACCCGUCAGUGAUCAAUUCAUUGCGGAGCACGUUAAUUUGGAAUGUGAUACGUGUUCUUUGAAAUUUAUCAGUUUCACGGACUUGCAGAAACAUUCAACGGAACAACACGGGAAACUUGCUUAUGUGUUCUGCUGUGAUUUCAAGUUCUGUCGUAAACCUAGGCUUAUCGAUCAUCUGCUGUAUCAUUUAAAUCCUAAUCAGUUUCAAUGUGAUAUAUGCUCUAGGCAACUGCAGAGUAGAGAAUCGUUGAAACGACACAUGGCCUCGGCUCAUGCCCAGGAAGAUGGAACAAUCAUCAAAUGUAGCUUCUGUCCCAAGACCUUUAGACGAAUUAAAAUUUUGCAUAUUCACGAAAAAUACCAUCGGAAACUGAGGGAGAAAAAAUGGCACUGUGCUACGUGUGAUAAGUAUUUUGCCUAUGAAUCGCAGUUGAACUACCACAAUCAAAGGAAACAUCAGGCUAAUACGGAACAGGAAUUGAAAUAUGUUUGCCAUAUCUGUGCGAAAGGUUUCCAGACGUUGGUGUCCUACACGAUGCACGUGGAAUCUCACAACGAAAACUUUAAACGAGUCAAGCAACCGUCGGAGGUGGAGCGGGUACAAUGUGCGGAGUGUGGCGUUUGGCUUUUCCGGAAGGGAUUGCGAAACCACAUGAUGCGUCACACGGGAAGCCGUACGUGCGAAUAUUGCGGCCAGGAGUGCAAAAGUGUGAUGUCUUUGCAGUAUCAUCGCGCACAGCAUCAGAAAGCUGAUAUCGUCUGUUCGGUCUGCGGGAAAGUUUUCAAGCAACAGAUUAGUCUAAAGGAGCACAUGACUUCUCAUACCGGGGAAGUACUGUACCGGUGUGAUUUUUGCGCAAAGACGUUCAACUCGAAAGCCAAUCGGGCUGCGCAUAGGAAAAAAAUGCAUCCUAAGGAAUGGCUCGAAGAAAAGUUACGAAAAAAUCCUAACCUGGCGGUCGAACAAGGAGACCUUCUUCGAAAGCAGUUUAUGAACCCUGGAGUAUAGAUUAAGGAAUCGUGUAUGCACUAAGCUAUAUCCGAAUAAAUCGAAUUUAGUCAACUUUAGAGAAAA